AUGGAUCCAAGAAACGAUUCAUUUCUCGGAUCUGAGUAUAAGCUGUCUUCGUCCGGAGAUAGAGAAGCACCCAGCUCACCGUUGAGCUCUGUCCCCGGAGAUUUCGAUUACCAGCAAGAGUACGUGCCGGUCAACCCUGCCCCUCAGUUCGAGUCUCAGCCCGAAUCUCAGCCCACUCCCAUGUUGACCAACACGGUGGCAGACACGAUUGUCGUUGCUUUGAACGACGCAGAGCCAUACAACGCCCACACUCUUGUUCGUAGAUCCAUACGAAAGCGCAAGGUACCUCUUCGUUUCCAGCAAUCUGUCGACCUUGAAGGUUCACCUGAGCCUGAGCCCGAGCCUAGGCCCAAGCCGUCUGAGCUUCCGGUCAAAAGAAGAAAGAUAUCGCCGCCCAAGGUGUCAAAGCCCAAGGUCUCAUCGCCCGAGACAACUCGCAAGACUCGUGCCCGUGUCAGGCAGGUACAAGAUAUCGUGGAACCACCCAAUGCAGUUCUUCUUUCACCUGAGCCCAGCGAUUUGCAAACCUCAAAUGACGAAUUCGUAGACCUUAUGCCGAUCGCUCAGCAGGUCAAGGAGUCCAGAAUCGUGAAGUUCAGAGUCGAUCCCGAAAGACUUGGUCAUAUUCUUCACGUGACAGCUCCUUCGCAAUCGACCAACACCUCGUCGCCACAGUCUACGCCUCCGACCAGCCCUGAGAGCGAACCGGAGAUCAUGCUCCCACAAACUUCUCCAACCUCUGCGGCUGACGCACAUAAUUUGGCCACACUUUCGGUAGCUCUUACAACAAGAGUGCCAAUCGAUGACAAGCCGCUUCCUCGUGGCCAGCCAGACAUCUGGGCAGAUACUCGUCAUCAUCUCUGCGAGAGUCUCAGUGGACUCUAUGCAUCCUGGCAAGGCUCUUACUAUGGCAAGAACGGCGUUGCCAAAGCCUUCAUGCUCGAUGGUAAUGGCCAUCCAAGAGAUCAUCUGGACGAGAACGUCAUUAUCCUGCGAGCUAGUGGCAGCAUGGCAAAAGACGGCGACAGCGGCAUGAAGCAACGUGAAGACCAAGAACAAAAGCAUCAAUAUCACGCAAUGGUCAACGCCAUCAACCAGCAAAGCCCAAUUGCUGUGAUUUGUGGCGACAAGAACAUCCAGGUGCCCAGCAAGAUGCCGCACAAGUACAAUUCUCUCGACUGGUACAAGGCUACUCAUGUCUGGACUGAGAAGGACAGGUUCAAUGUAAUCAAAUACCGCCUGGAGAAGCUUGAUUCAAGCGUCACUGGAUGGUGGGUGCCUGAAGAUUCAGAACCCGUCGUUGAGCUCGGAGCACUUGGUCCUCCUGUCAAAGAACACUGUGGCUCGUGUCGUAACGAGUAUGGCCAGCUGUAUUUGUGCGGUUGGAUGUGCCUCAACAGCAGAUGCCAGAACUUCUGGCGUUUGUCCGAUGGCAGCACGCCUGACCCUACUCAGUUAUACUAUGACCCUCGUUUCCUGAAGCAGAAGACACCCUGGGCAAACGAGAACGCUCCUCUUAGUUUCCGCUUCCCAUUAUACGCAGCUUCCGCGAUUGCUGGCGAAGACUACAAAAUGGAGAACCUCCGUGGCAUGACCUGCCCUGAUUGUGGCAAAUGCAACGCACGUGUCAAGUGGGAAGGCUGGGAGUGCACAGGGUGUGGUUUCGAACACACGCCCAAGAUCAACCCGCUUCCCGCAGCUGCCAUUCAGGAUCAGAAUUAUCCGGUCAGUGAUUCUUACCCAUCAUCGCAUGACUCUGCUCUCCCUCACGUCAAGAUCUCGGUGGAGUUUUCGCACAACUACCGCUGGAUUACAUACAAGUUCCAGGUCUCAGCAGCCGAAGAAGGUGAAGUUGUCCACGGCAUUGCAAACAAGGUCGUGCGCGACGAGCCUGGAGGCCCCAAUGAGAUGUGGGAACAUCUCCAGGUCGACUGCCACGGAUUGGUGCGCAGAGAGUUGUCAAAUGCUCUCAUGAACUCUUUCACCAUCAACUAUGGCAUGCCUUAUAAAUUCAUCGCUGCAGGUGACAGUCUUCCCUUUACAGCUGCCCCUUGGCCUGUCACAGAAGCCGUCUCUCGUCUGAAUUGGGCUGACAGAAUGACAUCGGGAGACGCCAUCAAAGAUAAGGAAAAGUUCAAUGAACUGUACUUGGUCGCCUAUCUCCAAGACCAAUCAAUGAACUACCACGAUGAUGGAGAGAAGGGGUUGGGCUCUACGGUCGCUACACUGUCCCUUGGUGGUCGAGCCGACAUGGGGUUCAAGCCAAAGUCACCUUUCUAUCAUGGCAUGAAGACCAUCCACUACAACAAAAAGAGGAUGACUGUCAUGACCAUGGAUGACCCACUGCCUGAGUUCCCCAACUACGAACUGCGCAAGCAGUUUAUCGAGGAGAUUCGAAACGCCAAUCUACCUGAAGAUGAGGAAAAGGCAAGACUCGCCGAGAUGGCUACUGCGCUUCGCGCAGCCUACACAGGCAAGAAGAGUCACACCAAAGUCGACGACUACAUCAAGCUGUCCCUCGGCCACGGAGACAUUGUGAUCAUGCGCGGCGCUCAUCUCCAGAAGUGGUUCGAACACGGAGUAAGCCCAAAGGGUCUUAUGCGCUUUGCUCUGACAUGCCGUACUGUGCUGCCUGGCCACUUGAAGAAGUCCGAGCUGCCUGACUACGAUGUCGACCUUGUCCAAGACGAGUACGAUGGAAGCCGAAUCGCCAAGUGA
This is a messenger RNA of Aureobasidium subglaciale EXF-2481, 2718 nucleotides long. RefSeq lists its product as uncharacterized. Gene Ontology annotation, biological process: DNA repair. The record is from RefSeq and is a predicted model, not a curated record. Bases 1 to 2718 code for a protein of 905 amino acids. NCBI's taxonomy places the organism in Eukaryota, Fungi, Ascomycota, Dothideomycetes, Dothideales, Saccotheciaceae. The transcript has a single exon.